AUGGUCCGUGGGCUGCCCGGUGCUGCCAGCCUGGCACGCUUCUUCCAGAAACUGAACAGGCUGAAGCCGCUGGAGGAGUCCAGCAUGGAGACGUCGCUGCGGCGCUGCCUGUCCACGCUGGACCUGACCCUGCUGGGUGUUGGUGGCAUGGUGGGAUCAGGCCUCUACGUGCUUACAGGUGCGGUGGCCAAGGAUGUUGCUGGCCCUGCUGUGAUCUUGUCCUAUUGUGUGGCCGCUGUGGCCUCCCUCCUGGCAGCCCUUUGCUAUGCAGAAUUUGGGGCACGUGUGCCCCGCACAGGCUCUGCCUACCUGUUCACCUAUGUGUCAAUGGGUGAGCUGUGGGCCUUCCUCAUCGGCUGGAACAUUCUCCUCGAAUAUAUUAUUGGUGGCGCUGCUGUGGCCCGAGCCUGGAGUGGCUACCUAGAUUCCAUCUUUGGCCACAGAAUCCGAAACUUCACCGUGACCCACGUGGGAUCCUGGCAGGUGCCCUUGAUGGGUAACUACCCAGACUUCCUGGCUGCCGGAAUCCUCCUUCUGGCUGCUGCCUUUGUCUCCUGUGGAGCUCGGGUCUCCUCCUGGUUCAACCACACCUUCUCGACCAUCAACCUGCUCACCAUCCUCUUUAUCGUCAUCCUGGGCUUCAUCCUGGCUGAGCCCCACAACUGGAGUGCAGAGGAGGGGGGCUUUGCACCCUUUGGCUUCUCUGGUGUCAUGGCUGGCACUGCCUCGUGUUUCUUUGCCUUUGUGGGCUUUGACGUUAUCACUGCCUCCAGUGAGGAGGCCCAGAACCCGAGGCGGGCUGUGCCCGUGGCCAUUGCCAUUGCACUUAGCUUGGCAGCAGGCGCCUACAUUCUUGUCUCCACCGUGCUGACCCUCAUCGUGCCCUGGCAUAGCCUGGAGCCUGACUCCGCACUGGCCGAUGCCUUCCACCGGCGGGGCUACAGCUGGGCUGGCUACAUUGUGGCCGCAGGCUCCAUUUGCGCCAUGAACACUGUCCUGCUCAGCAGCCUCUUCUCCCUGCCACGCAUCGUCUACGCCAUGGCAGUCGACGGGCUCUUCUUCCAGGUGUUUGCCUACGUGCACCCCCGGACGCAGGUGCCUGUAAUGGGCAUCCUGGUGUUCGGGAUCCUCAUGGCCCUCCUGUCACUGCUGAUGGAUCUCGAAGCGCUGGUCCAGUUCCUAUCUAUUGGCACACUACUCGCCUACACCUUUGUGGCCGCCAGCAUCAUUGUGCUACGCUUCCAGAAGGCUUCUGCACCCAGCUCCCCAGGCCCGGCCAGCUCUGGCCCCCUGUCCAAGGAGCACAGCUCCGUCUCAGACCACAUGCAGCUGGUGGGUGCAGAGCAGGCAUCAGCCCCCGAGCCUGGACAGCUGCGACCUGCCCUGAGGCGCUACCUGGGUUUCCUGAGUGGGUACAGCCCUGGGAGGGUUGUGACUUGUGCACUCUGCAUCCUGAUGGCCUCAGCCACCACCCUGGACUCUGUGCUGAUUUUUGGGGACUCGGGCCUCCCACACUGGGGUUACAUCCUACUGCUCCUGCUCAGCAGUGCUGUGUUUCUGCUUAGCGUCCUCAUCCUGGGGGCUUUCCAGCAACAGCCCCGGCAGGACACGUUUCAGAUCCCCAUGGUGCCCCUGCUCCCAGCCCUCAGCAUCCUCCUCAACAUCUGUCUCAUGCUGAAGCUCAACUACCUGACCUGGGUGCGCUUCACUAUCUGGCUGCUAAUGGGACUCGCUGUGUAUUUCGGCUAUGGCAUCUGGCACAGCAAGGAGAACCAGCGGGAGCCCCCAGGGCUGACCAUCACACGCUAUGUGGUAUUCCCCAGUGGCAGCCUGGAGGAGACGGUGCAGGCCAUACAGCCCUCUAGCCAGGCGCCACCCCCUGCGCCCAGCCACACGGAGUAG
Messenger RNA from Otolemur garnettii (small-eared galago), 1902 nucleotides. Its product is annotated as cationic amino acid transporter 4-like. The record is from RefSeq and is a predicted model, not a curated record. Gene Ontology annotation, cellular component: plasma membrane. Bases 1 to 1902 code for a protein of 633 amino acids. Gene Ontology annotation, biological process: transmembrane transport; amino acid transport. Lineage: Eukaryota; Metazoa; Chordata; Mammalia; Primates; Galagidae. Gene Ontology annotation, molecular function: amino acid transmembrane transporter activity. The transcript has 4 exons.